CUCACUGCAGGCGCUGCCGGCGCGGAGUGGAGCGGGCCGGGCUGGGCCCGCCCGGGCCCGCCCGCCCGCCGCCUCCAAUACCGCCACCAUUCCGCCCCUACCUUCCCGUUGCCGGCGGCCCCCAGCUGCCACCAUGCAAGAGCUCAUCGCCAGCGUGGAUCACAUCACGUUCGACCUGGAGCUGGCCGUGGAGCAGCAGCUGGGGGCACAGCCGCUCCCCUUCCCUGGCAUGGACAAAUCGGGCGCAGCUGUCUGUGAGUUUUUUUUAAAGGCGGCAUGUGGAAAAGGAGGCAUGUGCCCAUUCAGACACAUCAGUGGGGAAAAGACAGUUGUUUGUAAACACUGGCUACGAGGACUGUGCAAAAAGGGAGACCAGUGCGAGUUCCUGCACGAGUAUGACAUGACCAAGAUGCCUGAGUGUUAUUUCUACUCCAAAUUUGGGGAAUGCAGUAACAAGGAAUGUCCAUUCUUGCACAUUGACCCGGAGUCAAAGAUCAAAGACUGUCCCUGGUAUGACAGAGGCUUCUGCAAACACGGUCCCCUGUGCAGACAUCGGCACACUCGGAGAGUCAUUUGUGUGAAUUACCUGGUAGGAUUCUGUCCAGAGGGCCCUGCCUGUAAAUUCAUGCACCCUCGGUUUGAACUGCCAAUGGGAACCACAGAGCAACCACCACUGCCUCAGCCAACACAAACACAGCAAAAGAGGACACCCCAAGUCAUUGGAGUCAUGCAAUCUCAAAAUAACAACAGUGGGAACAGAGGACCCCGGCCGUUGGAGCAGGUCACCUGCUACAAGUGUGGUGAAAAAGGUCAUUAUGCCAACAGAUGCACCAAAGGACACCUGGCCUUUCUCAGUGGACAGUGAAGGAGCAGCAGGAAGGUGCAAGGGAGCUGUUACCACUGAGGAAAGGUUUCUGCCUAGCACAAUGUCUGGAGCUAUUAAUCAGGUUGUUUUUUUAAUGCCAUUACUGAAAGAACUGGUCAGAGGCUGGCUGCUGCUAAGCAACAUUUUUGUAAUUGUUCCCAACUUUUUUUAAGUUUUAACCUUUUUAAAAUCAA
This is a messenger RNA of Agelaius phoeniceus (red-winged blackbird), 1059 nucleotides long. RefSeq names its product cleavage and polyadenylation specific factor 4 (gene CPSF4). The record is from RefSeq and is a predicted model, not a curated record. Gene Ontology annotation, molecular function: RNA binding; zinc ion binding. NCBI's taxonomy places the organism in Eukaryota, Metazoa, Chordata, Aves, Passeriformes, Icteridae.